Molecule: messenger RNA, 847 nt
Organism: Trichoderma asperellum CBS 433.97
Lineage: Eukaryota; Fungi; Ascomycota; Sordariomycetes; Hypocreales; Hypocreaceae
Source: the annotation of a RefSeq genome assembly
AGAUCCCACAAGCCGUAACGCUCCGGCGCUUGAUUCCGCAGCGGCCCUAGGGGAAGCGCGAUGGCAGCCGAGCUUUGCCGCCUGCAUAUUAACGCAGGGAUUGGAUCAAGCUGAUGGUUGCCGUGCAAUAAGUGGUGUUGUUGUAAGAGCGAAAAUGAGGGCAUCGCCAAGCAGCCUGCGCAAACUCGAGGUCGCCCACAACGACGAGAGGCAUUCAGGAAACCAGGUCGAUGAGCGAUUUCUAUUAUUCAUCAUUUCUGUCCUUUGCACACGCCACUGCUGCACUGCACCCCUUAUCAUGUCCGUAUCAAGACCUAUAUCAUGCGUACCCACGCAAGACGUGCGUGCCGCUGCCCAGCUGAGGCCACGGGGGGUGACAAAAAGGGUCAGCUUGAUGUAACUCAUUUUGCUUGUCAUCGCGACCGUUGCCGGAGAGGCUGUUUAAGAAACGUGCUCGCCGUUCAUCGGCUUCGUUUGACUCCUUCAACUCCUUGUCUCGUGUAUUCAGCUUGACUGCCUCCUUGAUAUUACCAAACAUGAAAAAUAAUACGGCCGCGGCAGCCCCGGCGAAAAAGCGUGGGAUGGCUAACUCGGCCGAUGGGGCGGAUCGCAGGAUAAGCCCGGGCGAUGCUUUUGAUCUCUCGCUCAGCCUAUCCAAAAACAUCUGCUAUGACCUCAUAAUCUCAUAGCCAACACGGACCUUUUCAAGGAGAUGGCAAAAGCAGCUCAGCGAGCAAAAUAUCAUAAUUCCUCAUGAUCUGUCUCUUUUUUCGCCUCUUGUCGUAUAUUCCACACUCCGGCCGGCGGCGCUGGCCGGUGGAGCACAGCAUGAAAUGACCAAGACGGC